This is a messenger RNA of Penaeus vannamei (Pacific white shrimp), 1369 nucleotides long. The record is from RefSeq and is a predicted model, not a curated record. NCBI's taxonomy places the organism in Eukaryota, Metazoa, Arthropoda, Malacostraca, Decapoda, Penaeidae.
UCUCUCUCAUCUCUCUCUCUCUCUCUCUCUCUCUCUCUCUCUCUCUCUCUCUCUCUCUCUCUCUCUCAGAAAGCCAGUCACAUUCUUACACGGAUAACUUGAUUUGCGAACAGAAACUCACAAUCUUAACACUGAUUCAUUUGCAGAAUUUGCGGCCGCUCGAAACACUGGUCCAAGAGGACGCAACAGACGUAGAGCCCGAAGAGAAGGCCGCUCUAAACGUAAUACCCGGAGAGGAAACAACGGAUGCAAUGACCGAAGGGGGCGCAAGAGAAACUACGGACGAAAAGGACAUAGAGGAAGAUGUAACAUUUACCGAGACAAGCGAACCGACAACGGCCGAUCCCGUGGCGCGAGUGAGGGCACGGGAGGAGAGCGGCGUCGAGGGCGCUUCCGCCUUCGGGUACACGACCCUCGCGGAAGGGGAGAGGUUCGAGUCCCUGAACGCGAGGCGGAAGGCACACCUGCUGGACAGAUGCCAAGCCCUGAGGCAGGACCAGAGGAUGCCCCGCGCCAGAGUGAACAGGAUUGUGGCGAUUAAACCGAUCCUGCAAGUUUGCGUUUCGCCGAAGAGCGGCUCCUCAUCGUGGCGGAAACUGAAGAGGAAACUCAGGUCGAAGGCGCGGUCGAGGAGGUCCUCCUCUUCGCGACGCCCCGUGAGUGCCCUGAGCGUCAGGCAUCCGCUGACUCGUCUCAAGUCGGCCUACAGAGACAAGUUUCUCGACGGCAUCCCCAUAUCCAACUACGACUCGGCCUGGAGAGCGAAGACGCAGAGCAACCAGAGCUGGAAGUACCGCUGGGAGGCGUACUGGCUGCCUGCGCUCAUCUCCCGCGGCGACAUCCCGCCCUCCUCUUGGCUGAGGGCGCGCCGGAUGGAGAUGCUGACAGUCUCCAACCCUUGCACGCAGACGAUGUUCUCGAACCACGGCCUCUCCAAAAGAAUGGGCGUGGAGUACCGAUCUCAAAUGAGCACCCUCCUUCAGCGCUUCAGGAAGGCCUCCUUCAGCUUCGAGGACUUCCUGCGUCACAUCCUCUGGAGUCGAGACCACGGGAUCUUGGAUUACCACUGGGCGCCCCAGACGUGCCUGUGUGACGCGUGCGCCAGACAGUAUGAUUUUAUUCUUCACACGGAGAGCGUAUCGCAAGAGUCGAAAUAUAUGUUUGCCGACGCGGGAGUGAGACGGAGUAUAUAUAUCAACACUCAGCACAGCACCAGGAAAAUCGCCAAGGGAUCUGGAGCCUCCUAUUUUGACAGAGUCGACAAUAAUACACUGUGGGAAAUACUUCAGCUCUACAAGAACGACUUCGAUCUGUUUGGCUAUGAGUUCUGAUUCCUGUAUAGGACUUUCUCUUUUUGUAAGUUAAUAUA